Andrographis paniculata is the source of this 599-nucleotide messenger RNA. RefSeq names its product auxin-responsive protein SAUR26-like. The record is from RefSeq and is a predicted model, not a curated record. NCBI's taxonomy places the organism in Eukaryota, Viridiplantae, Streptophyta, Magnoliopsida, Lamiales, Acanthaceae. The transcript has a single exon. Gene Ontology annotation, biological process: response to auxin. The coding region runs from base 168 to 599 and encodes 143 amino acids.
UCUUCUUCUUCAGGUCUGCAUUAAUAAUCAAUCAAUCAAAAUGCUGCACCAAUUCCAAACCCUAACCCUAACCCUAACCCUAAUUUCAUUCUGAUUUCCCUAAAUUCAAUUCCCAAUAUCAUACAUUCAAUCAAUUUCGAUCCCACAGGGUAGGUAAUUUACAAAAAAUGAUGGGCAUCAAGAAGCUCAGGUCCGUCAGGAAACUAGCAAAGAAGGUCAAGGUAAUCGGCGGCGCCGUAAAUAAUCCCAAACCCCCGCAGUACGAGUGCUUGCCCGGCGGCGAGACCAACUCCGGCGGCCGGAGAGGUGGCGGAACUUUCGCCGUGUACGUCGGAAAGGAGCGGGAGAGGUUUGUGGUGCCAACAGCGUACCUUUCGCACCCUCUGUUUAAGAUACUGCUGGAGAAGGCGCGUGAGGAGUUCGGAUUCGAGCACCAGGAGGGGCUGGCGGUGCCGUGCAGCGUUGCCACAUUCCGGCAGGUGAUCCACGCCGUCGAGACCAGCAACGGCGGGUUUUGCAUUGGGGAGCUCGUUGAAGGUGGAGAGUUGUCGCCGCCACCCCCAAAUCGAUUAAUCCGUACCAUGUCGUUGCAGGGAUGA